GAUGUGAAUGUGUUUGAUGUGGAUGUCAUGUUAUGCUACACAUUGUGCUGCUGAUGUAACGGGUCCUUCCUCCUCUCCCUGUCAGACAAUGUGUGGUGCAGCCGGCCUCUGCUCCAGCCCUCGCCGCUGAUCUACCCGCGACCCCAGCACCCCGCUCCUCGGGGCAGGAGCUCCCACAUCUUCUCCAAGUCCAAAGAGAGCCGGCCCUACCUGAAGUUUCCACAGUUCAAGGCCAGAGCUCUCGACAGGACGGGAGAGCCGCAGAGUUUGAUGACCCUCGGACCCAAGUCUCCGCUGGACUCGGAGAGCGUGGCGCUGGGAAUCCUGAAGGAGAUGGCGGUGAAGUGGUUCGCGGAGACCCAGGCCGAGCUUCUCCUGCACACCGGCCGCUUGCCCGAAUGGUUCCACGGCUUUGUCCUGAGGAAGGAAGCGGAGAAACUCCUGCAGAAUAAAGGCCUUGGCCACUUCCUCAUCCGCCUGAGUGACAGAGCGACUGGCUACAUAUUGUCCUACAGGGGCAGUGACCGUUGCCGCCACUUUAUGAUUCACCGGCUGAAGGACGGACGAUACAAGAUCGACGGCAGUAACCACACUCACCGCGGUCUGGCUGCACUAAUUGAUUACUACAUGACUGAGGCCAUUCAGCCCUUUGGGGAGGUCCUCACCCAAGCCUGCCAUCAGUGUGACGGCAGUGACGUGUACGACCACAUCGGCAUUUCCACCUCGUCAGGCAGCUCGUGCUGGUCAGAGCUGGGGGUCCGAGAGGUGGCAGGAUGGAGACCACUAGCCGGCUGCCCCCAGCCCCGCCAACGGGAUGCCCCCAAGGAGAGGCAGCGCAGGAGACCACCCGCUAUCCCCCCCAAAGCCAGCAGGAUGUCCAACAGCAAGAAGAUGGCCACCUUGAUCAACAUCCCCAGCAGCUGUGAGGUUGUUUCAUCCACCCCCACGUUUCCAGACGAGGCGAGCCGGUUGUUUGGGGAUGUAAACCAGGUGGAGGCCAAAUAUGGACAAGUGCAGAGGUCCGGGUGCAGGAAGCCACGAGUCCCAGCGUUGGGCGAAGGGGCGGCGGGCUGGACAUCAGUGACCACCCCACUGCCCAGUGACCAGAGCAAGGACAGGAGGCUCCCGCACCCACAGUGGGAGCCCAAUGAUGUGAUCUACUCACUGGCCGUGGAGCCGCUGCCGAGACACAACCAGCCGUUGGCGAGUGAGGCGGUGGACGUUGUGUACACGGAGGUGCGAGUGGGUCAGUGGCGGGAGGUCACAGGGUCAGUGGCCCCGGACACUCCCCCCCGCCUGGCCCCCAACAUCAACGCCAGAGUGAAGCCCCCAUCCUCCCCACACAAGGCGGGAGUGAACCCGAGACCGACAUCACACCCACCCCUCCCUCACCCCCCCAACCUCACAGCCUCACGGAGCGGCAACAUGUCCUCAGUCUCCACGGACAACACCUACCAACACGUGCCUGUGGUUCCAGCAAAGCGGCAUCAGGCAAAGCAAGACAAGGAUGAAUCACGUAAAAGGUGGUUCUCGGACUGGAAGUGCAGGUGAAGGAAGGAGACCCACAAUUACGCAUCGGACAAACGAGGGACCAGUGGGAGAGUGGUCCAGAGCCAUGGAGAGGUGUUCAGUAACCUCCUGAUCCCUGCUGCCCCACGUAUCCACACCACUGCUAAGAACAGUCCUACAUUGACACUAACCCUGCAUCCUGCCUGUGCUUCAGACUCUGUCACCAAUCCUUGAAACCUUUGCAGAUGUCACAAUAAGCUGUCAUUAAUAUGAACGUGGUUUACUCACUGAUUAGUGAGUUACCACUUUGUCACUUUGUCACAUUAUAUGAGCCCUUAGUUUAGAGAUACAGCGCAGAAACAGGCCCUUCGGCCCAUCGAGUCUGCGCCGACCAGCGAUCCCCGCACAUUAACACUAUCCU
Amblyraja radiata (thorny skate) is the source of this 1930-nucleotide messenger RNA. It is a transcript of the gene sh2d7, whose product is annotated as SH2 domain containing 7. The record is from RefSeq and is a predicted model, not a curated record. Gene Ontology annotation, cellular component: cytoplasm. The transcript has 7 exons. NCBI's taxonomy places the organism in Eukaryota, Metazoa, Chordata, Chondrichthyes, Rajiformes, Rajidae. The coding region runs from base 271 to 1551 and encodes 426 amino acids.